Messenger RNA from Myxozyma melibiosi, 1992 nucleotides. RefSeq names its product Gaa1-like protein. Lineage: Eukaryota; Fungi; Ascomycota; Lipomycetes; Lipomycetales; Lipomycetaceae. The transcript is spliced from 3 exons. The coding region runs from base 1 to 1992 and encodes 663 amino acids. The record is from RefSeq and is a predicted model, not a curated record. Gene Ontology annotation, cellular component: membrane; GPI-anchor transamidase complex. Gene Ontology annotation, biological process: attachment of GPI anchor to protein.
AUGUCAUUAAUCUCCCGCCUUCAGCGAAGGCUGCUGGGAAAACUAGACAAGCGCUCGUUGAUCUCGGUUCUUCCGGUGGUGUCGCUGCUCAUGAUCUUUGCCGGCAUCGGCUUGCUGUUCGUCUUGCCUAUGGACGGACAGUUUCGACGAACGUACAUCUCUGAGAACGCGCUGCUGCCAGGACAGGCGCAUACGUACUUUAAAGACUCGGAGGAGAAUAUUUUGCGCGCGUUUCGGGAAGAGGUGAGAAUGUUGAAGGAUGUAUCAGAGUCAGAACGCGCGGUGGUCAUCGAAAAGUGGAUCAAUGAUAUGGGAUACAAAGCAGCCAUCCACAAUUGGACCUUUUCGCACUACGACGACGAUGUAAAGUCCGGAUCGAAUGUGUACGGCGUGCUUCACGCGCCCAGAGGAGAUACAACAGAGUCAAUGAUCAUCUGCGCGCCCUGGAUCAACGGCGACGGCGAUUUCAACGAAGGCGGCGUGGCGCUCGCGGUUUCGCUCGCGCGCUAUUUUACGCGGUGGUCGGUGUGGUCUAAGGAUAUCAUUCUCGUGAUUCCGUCAGAUACGAGCUACGGACUGAGUAAGUGGGUAGAUGACUAUCAUUAUACAUCAAUGUCUGCUUCCAGUGGUGCGAUCCAGGGCGGCAUCGUCCUGGAUUUUCCAGGGGUUCACGAGCACUUUUCUCGUAUUGAGGUCAAGUACACGGGAUACAACGGCCAGCUGCCGAAUCUUGAUCUCAUAAAUACGGCCGUGUUGAUUUGCGCACACAUGAGUCUCAACGUCGUCGUCCACGGCGUCACGGGAAGUGACCACGACUACGAGAACCGUGCGAUGACGCUGUUCAAAGGAAUCUCCGAUCAAGCCUUCUCAGGCCUAUACAAGCAAGGCUACGGCAACGAGCCGUUCAGCGGCUGGCGUGUUGACGCAAUUACGCUGAAAGCCGUUAUGGAUCCGCAAUCGAUGCCGUUCACGCAGAUUGAGUUCGCAAAACUCGCCGAGUCGGUCCUGCGGUCAAUCAACAACUUGCUCGAGCAUUUUCACCAGUCGUUUUUCUUUUACCUCAUGCUUUCGCCAUGGCAGUUUGUCAGUAUUGGAACUUAUUUGCCCGCAGCUAUGCUUCUCGGGGCUAGCUAUACUAUCAAGGGCAUUUACCUGUGGAUGACGUCGACGCAGGCGGUCGCUGGACAGUCUAUGAUCGAGGCUGCGAGCGCAUUCGGACUGUUCCUGGUGGUUAUUGUGGCUAGCUCUGUGUUUCUUGCUGUGAUCAGCUGGGCACCUUCGACUAACGUUUUGACCGUCUACGCAAUUCUAGUUGUGGUCUCGGCAUUCAUGCCACUAAUAGUCAGCAAAUUGGUCGGCGUCAAGCCUAAAUCAUACGUCAACAAACUGCGAUCUUACAGCUUGAUCUACGCAGGCCUGGUGCUGACGACCUUAAGCACACUAAACUUCUCGCUUGCGCUGAUUCUCGGCCUCGCUUUCUCUCCGCUCGCACACCUCCUGUUUCUCCCCCAUGACCAGUCGCGAGGCUUUAAAUCCUCUAUCGAAUCGCUGGUGUCGUCCCUGGCAACUAUAGUGACAUGCCCAUGGGUUUGCCUGCUGGCGUACUUUAGAAUCGUUGUGCAGCCACCGACGCCGGAGCAGCUUGUGUUUCCGCGGAUUGUCACGUCGAUAUCUAUCGGCGAGCUGGAGAGUUUUCUGAUAGAGAUGUUGUGGAAAUGGAGGGCGUUGGGUGUGUGGUCGUUCGUGCCAAUUUUCUUUAUGGUGUGGAUGCCGGUGUGGUUAAGUGCGUGUAUUGCUAUUACUAUGCAGAUAUCGGAGAAAGAAAGUGCUAGCGCGAAUGGCACUGCGAAGGAGAAGGAGAAGAUUGAGGAGAAUGUGGGGAAGAAGGUUGAGAAGAAGGCCGAAAAGAAGGCUGAAAAGAAGGCCGAAAAAAAGAAACAGGUUACGAGGUCUUCGAUGAGGACGAGGAGUGCAGACAAAACUGUGAUAUAG